Rubroshorea leprosula is the source of this 487-nucleotide messenger RNA. Lineage: Eukaryota; Viridiplantae; Streptophyta; Magnoliopsida; Malvales; Dipterocarpaceae. The record is from the annotation of a GenBank genome assembly.
GCUACAGAUGCCUCAAACUCUUUUUCUCUCCUAUGCUGCACAAUCCCCAGCCAUCUCCAUAUGCAUGUCCACUCAGCUCACCUCAUUCUCAUGCGCAUGCUGGACAAUAUAUCCUCAGCCAUCUCCAUGUGUUAUGCAAUUCUUGACGCUUCCUUCUCCUACGUGCUGCACCAUCCUAGCUCAGCCAUUGAUCUCCAUGUACGUACGUGUUUUGCACCCAUGCUGCAGAUAUCCACCUUGCUAGCUCUAAUUCUCCUGUGUGCUGGAGAUAUCCUAAGCCAUCUCCAGUCAGAUCCUUCUCCUGCUGUGUGCUGCAAUUCUCUUCAGUCGGCCGCAGGAUCUCGAAUCAACAUUUGACUCUCAGCAUCAACAUUCGACUCUCAGCUUCUGCUUUUUUUUUUUUCCUGUUAAUAUUAAUUCCCUUGAAAACACAUUGUAUGAAAUAUUUUUGUAAAUAUUACAUUAUUAAUUAAUUAGGUAUCAAUUU